GCUGCCCUAAAGAAACGUCGGCGCGCAAAGAGUAAGUCCUGUUUACCACCCCCCCCGUUCAAUCACCCCUUCACCACAGCAUGCCCUUCUUGUUCUUCUGCCUCCUCCUCGAGCUCUCGCAUUCUCUCUUCUUCGCCAUCUACACAAGCACAUUUUGUUUAUUUAUUUUCUGCACGCGGGUGCCAAGCGAAGAUCGCUGCAUCGCACUUCGACUGCGUCACUGCCAGCAACCCUGUAUCAAGCUAUCGACACGCACUUGCCUAAUCGACAGUCACUCAACCUACAAUGCCUCAGUCUCUUUCUUCUUCUACAAUCCCGACCUUUUCUCAUUCAGUCCUUCGCGCUGCCUGUCUCAGCCGGUGUUGUUGUUUGCAUUCCUAGCUGUUCCAUCUAUCCGAGACUUCCAUUGACAGCGGCGGCUCACACUCCAAUUUCACCACCAAUCUCUCCGACCUCAGCCCUCCACGUCAUCUUCCAGGGCCUGGUCCCACAACCUCUUCAGCCUGCGCAGUAUCAGUCAAUAUUCUCUGCCAACAUGCUCUACUGCUACAUUUCAUGCUUGUCACUACACGUGCUCACCUCGAGGAGAUCAGCCUGGCCCGAAGAACUUUUGCAUGCCUAUUUUAGACUUCCGACGCUAACCGCUUUUGUGCAGUCUCUGAAAACCCUGUCGGCAGCAAGUGCACCGCCACUGGGGCUCUCUCACCAGCCGCAACCGCAGCCGCACUCUC
Messenger RNA from Myxozyma melibiosi, 731 nucleotides. RefSeq lists its product as uncharacterized. The coding region runs from base 81 to 410 and encodes 109 amino acids. NCBI's taxonomy places the organism in Eukaryota, Fungi, Ascomycota, Lipomycetes, Lipomycetales, Lipomycetaceae. The record is from RefSeq and is a predicted model, not a curated record. The transcript has a single exon.